Messenger RNA from Rhizophagus irregularis DAOM 181602=DAOM 197198, 846 nucleotides. The record is from RefSeq and is a predicted model, not a curated record. Lineage: Eukaryota; Fungi; Glomeromycota; Glomeromycetes; Glomerales; Glomeraceae.
AUGCGCCGUCAACCUGACAGAUUUCAGACAUGCAUUAUAGAGGAGGAUAUAAAUAAAAGCUUAAAUAAAGCCAGACAUUUUGCAAAAUUAUGUCGAAAUAGACCAUCGGGAGGAAAUAAUUUUAGAAGUUUCAAAAGAUAUGAUUACUCAGAUCAAAAAAGAGGAAAUCAACGUUAUUAUGAUAGAGAAUACGGAGAAGAUAAAGGAAAUUCUAGAGAAGAUCGAGGAAAACAAGGUCCAAAUGUUAAAUUUUUUCGAGGCGAAAGAAGUCAGAAUCAACGAAAUGAACAAAACAACAAUGGAUUAUCAAAGAAGGAAGAAGAGAAAGGAGACGAGGGGAAAGUAGGAGGAGUCAAGAAAAAGAGGAAACAAUUAGAUACAAACGAUAAUAAUAAUAAUCUAGAAAGAAACAAUAGUACGACAUAUAACGUUCAGGGUUUAGAUUUUAAAGAUUAUCAAGCGUUCAAUUCGUGCAAUGAUAAAGCUAAAGAAGGAGUUACGAUUUUAGUUAAUAGGAAACAUUUAGCAAAUCAUGUGACUAAUAUCGAAUAUAUAGAUGUUAUAAUUAAAAUUGAUCUUAUGUUAAGAAAAAUCGACAUAGAAGAUAUAAUUGAAGACUAUUUGGAUCAUAAUUUUGGAUAUAAUGUAGAAUUUGAUUAUAAAUUAAUAAAAGUAUAUUUACUAGAUCAAACAGAUCAAGCAUUUACUUGGAGCGGUUAUCAAAAAACGAAAGGAGGAGAGGUAAAUGAUAGAAAGAAAGUAGUAGAAAAAUGGGAGGAAUUUGAAAAUAUCAUAACAGAGGAAUGGAUUAAUAGACUAGAAAUGGAUUACAGUAACGUGGAAUAA